Messenger RNA from Naegleria lovaniensis, 447 nucleotides. RefSeq lists its product as uncharacterized. Bases 1 to 447 code for a protein of 148 amino acids. Lineage: Eukaryota; Heterolobosea; Eutetramitea; Acrasida; Naegleriidae. The transcript has a single exon. The record is from RefSeq and is a predicted model, not a curated record.
AUGUUUUCUGAUCAACAUCGGCAACAAGUCUCCACACCACUUCAAGUCGCUACGGAUCAUGUCACCCUGGAUGAAAAUGCACUCUUUCAUUCUCUCUUCCAAAUGUUCUGUUCCUUCUCCAACAAACUAUUCCGACAUUUCCUACUCCACAAAUUGAUGGUUCCAUUCACAUUUAUAUUGAGUGGAUGUGUGAUCGGAGGUGGCAUUUCGUUUCUAUUCAUUUCUGAGAAUAGUACUACAGCCUCUUCUCAUUCGAAAAUACGGUCGAAAGGGAAUACCUUCAUGAAAAGUUUGUGUGUUGCAAGUGGUGCCUUGUUAGGUUUAGGAAUUUCUAACUUGUUGUGUAGCAUGUAUGUCGGAUUGCAGACUUGGAAAAGAGCUUCUCGAUUAUUAAUGUUGGAUUUUCGUGACGAAGGUGCUAUGGUUGAGCGUAGUAGUCGAGUCUAA